This is a messenger RNA of Hyalella azteca, 831 nucleotides long. Its product is annotated as protein Star-like. The transcript has 4 exons. The record is from RefSeq and is a predicted model, not a curated record. The coding region runs from base 34 to 831 and encodes 265 amino acids. NCBI's taxonomy places the organism in Eukaryota, Metazoa, Arthropoda, Malacostraca, Amphipoda, Hyalellidae.
AACCAAAGAUAAAGAGCACUACGAACUAUCAAAAUGUCACUACCUGUUAGAAGGCGAGUAGAAAAGCCAGCAAUGUUAUGUGUCGUGAUGUCAGCGUUCAUCGUAAGCCUUUUCCUACUGUAUAAUCCCGCUGCUGAUAGAGUCUUCAAUUUAGUUCUCGAGCACAGACAAAAUUAUGACAAAACUCUCUUUGGGAUCAACACUCAAUCUCUGAACUCAGAAGAGACUCGGUCGGACGAUCGACGCCUGAUCGACAUCAUCCGUAAACUCUACCUGACGCCGGCCUCCGCUGAGCCGUACGCGUUUGCAGCAGCGUCGCUUCCUUCCGAUGGCCAGGCAACAAUUGUCGACAAAUUUUUCAAACAAAAGACACACGGGGUGUUCGUCGAGUGCGGCGCCUACGACGGCGAGUUUCUCUCGAAUACGUUAUUCCUGGAACGCUUCCGGGUCUGGACGGGCUUGCUGAUAGAGCCCGAGCCCAGCAGCUUCGAGGCUUUGAAAAAACGGCAUCGCAAGGCCUUAAUUGCUAACUCUUGUCUCUCUAGUAAACCACAUCCAAGUGAGUUUGUCCUACGACAAGAUAGGGCCCUGAGCGAGAUCCUGGACGUCAAAAACAUAAGUUACCAUCUCGAGACUGGCGGAACUGGGGACGUGAGCUACAAGAUAGUGCAAUGCUUCCCCUUCUACUCUUUCUUACUGGCCGCCAACAUCACCACCGUCGAUUACUUCAGCCUCGAUGUUGAGGGGCAGGAAUUCAAUGUGCUCAAGACGAUCCCGUGGCACCAAGUUGAUAUCAAGGUGAGGGAUGACGCUGUUCCGGACAAGAAAUAG